UAUAUACGCGUAGCGUUCGGACUAUAACAUUCUCUCUCUUCUCGUCUCUGCGUCACUGUUAGGACUCGGUGAAUAAAAGAGAUCGGCGACCGGUACCCGGUUAGUAUUCGCGUGUUCUACGCGAGAAGCAUCACGAAGAAAGUAUUACUUAUGACGACAAUUUCCGUAAGAUAAGAAACGUUUUAUUCCACUAAAACCAGCUCUCGAACGAAGUAACAGAGCCAGUCUCCGUGAUAUUCGCGGCACGAAGUACAUACUCCGAUUUCGCACGACUGUACAACGUGAUUGUAAAAUUGAACUUGACCUACAUCCAAAAGAAAAAACAUUGAUGCAUCGUGAUGCGUGAUUUUUAAAGAGCUAAACUAAAAAAAAAGUUUGUUUUGAAAGUUCCAAGAAGAUUAUCUUAUCGUGUCUUCUCUCUCUCAGAUAUCUGAAAAAAUGACGCAAAUAUUGCUCCUAUUCGGCCUUGUAGCAGUGACCAGCAGUCAGAUUAUUUUUCCGGACCAGUAUGAAAUGAUGAAAAACUCGACGACUAGACCUUACGCUUACACCAAUGCUGUACGAGCUUCAGGAUCGUUUCCUGGUUAUUCCACACAAACGGCCAGCAAUAGCCAGCCUGCUCAAGGCACUCCGGAAUUCGCUGAUACCGCAAGACCAAUAGCACAAACACCAUCAGUGGCACAAGCAGCACCUGUAGGAUCGCCAAAUAGUCUGCAAUCUGAGCAAACAAAUUGGAACCAGCAUGUGAAUGAUCUCAUAGCUAAGGGAAUUGUAAAAUUCUCUUUGGACAUGGACAAAGCGAUUUACAACACCAGAGGCGUGAAUAGUCGAAGAGAAAACGUACUCUUCUCUCCGCUUAGUAUAAGCGUUGCUCUGUCGUUGGUUUUACUGGGUUCAGCUGGUAAAACUUUCGAAGAAGUUUCACGUGUGCUCGGUCUAGAAGUUAGUGUCGACAUAUCUCAACAUUCUGAAAUUGUUCAUCAAAUGUUUGGCCAGCUACUGGCUACCAUGAAUCACAGAAUCGAAGGCAGCAAUAUGCCACGCGUUAAUUCUGCUAGCGGCAUCUUUGUUCAGGAAGGAUAUCCGAUUCGCCCCGAAUUCGGUGCGAUAAGUGAAAAUGUGUAUAAGAGUGAAGUAGUAAAUCUAGAUUUUCAAAAAAAAGGCAGGGAAGCUCAAAAUAUUAUAAACAAUUGGGUUAAACAACGGACAAUGGGAAAGAUCGAAAGUAUAUUGGAUCAAGCACCAACUCCACUGACCAGCGUAAUUCUCUUAUCGGCGCUAUAUUUCAAAGGAGAAUGGAAUCAGCAUUUUAUAAAUGGUCAAACACAGAGAAGAGACUUUUUUGUCGAGCCGAAUGACGCAGUUAAAGUUGAUAUGAUGUUCAACGGUGGUGACUUUCCUUUUUACGAAGAUAAAACAGUAAAAAUACUAGCUUUACCAUAUAAAGGUUUAGAGAUGUCAAUGUAUGUGCUUCUGCCGAAAACCGAAGGAGCUACUGCUUUAAAAAACUUCCGCGAUCAAUUGUCAGCUGAAAUAAUUGAAAACUUGAUAAGCAAUCUCAAAAAUCAAACUUGCAUCGUUGGCUUACCUCGUAUGAAACUUUCAAGCACAUUGAAUUUAAAUCAAGCUCUUCAAAGUUUAGGUUUAAUCUCAUUGUUCGAUCCAAAAACUGCGGAUUUGAGUCUUUUGUCGAGUGGAUAUGGUCAAGCUCCGGUAACAAGGACGACUUCAUUCACUACGUCACAGCCGGUACCAAUAGCAUCACCAUCGCCGAUUCCGCAAACGAUACCGCAAGCACUACCGCUGGUUUCUUCGCAACAAGUGCCGAGCAGCAAAUCUGAACAAUUUCUAAUUUUCCCACGGAUCGGCGAGGAUAACCAUGGUGUAAGAAAAAAUUAUUUCAUCAGGUACGACGAUACAAAACGCUGUUUUAACGUAGAACAGUGGAGUACAGGAUUUCACAUUCGCAACAUUUGUAGAACUCGCCGUGACGUUGUGAGCAGAAGAGAGAACGACAGUAAAUCAUCGCAAACGUUGUAUGUCACGGAGAACGAGGAUCCUAAGAAAAAUACGCUAAAAAUUAACAAUGGCAAUACAAAAUACGUGAGUUUAGAUGAGAAUAAAUAUCGUUUUCACAAUGCUAAGAAAAACACGAAAAACAGAAGUAGACGCCAGAGCCGACCGAUAGAUGAGAGUUUCUUGAGAUUCGUGCGGAGUCAGAAUUUCGUAUCGUAUGAUCUGGACAAGCUUCGUAACAGCGGAAAUCUCGUGAAUCCAGGUCUGUUCGCACAUGAAGUGCUACACAAGGUAGAAAUGGAUGUAACAGAGAAAGGAACAGAGGCCGCAGCGACGACUGGGGUGAUCCUGCAGCGAGACGGUAGUCAAAAAAAGCUGAUAGCCAAUCGACCUUUUCUCUUUUUCAUCAGGCACAAACAAACAAAAUUAAUUCUUUUCUGGGGAACAGUCAAUGCACCGACUCCGAACUACACUGUUAGAUGAGAUGUACCGUGAAAGAUUUUUUUAUAUGUACAUUUAUAUAUACUCUUCUUUACGAUUAAUUUACACGCUUAUAUAUUUUAAGUAUAUUUUAAGUAUAUUUGUGCUUCUUUUGAAUUACGAACAAA
Molecule: messenger RNA, 2624 nt
Organism: Pseudomyrmex gracilis
Lineage: Eukaryota; Metazoa; Arthropoda; Insecta; Hymenoptera; Formicidae
Product: leukocyte elastase inhibitor
Exons: 6
Coding region: 439-2499 (686 amino acids)
Molecular function (GO): serine-type endopeptidase inhibitor activity
Source: RefSeq, a predicted model, not a curated record